Messenger RNA from Ficedula albicollis (Collared flycatcher), 1800 nucleotides. RefSeq names its product nuclear casein kinase and cyclin-dependent kinase substrate 1 (gene NUCKS1). The transcript is spliced from 8 exons. Gene Ontology annotation, biological process: double-strand break repair via homologous recombination; interstrand cross-link repair. NCBI's taxonomy places the organism in Eukaryota, Metazoa, Chordata, Aves, Passeriformes, Muscicapidae. Gene Ontology annotation, cellular component: cytoplasm. The coding region runs from base 1 to 909 and encodes 302 amino acids. Gene Ontology annotation, molecular function: double-stranded DNA binding; single-stranded DNA binding. The record is from RefSeq and is a predicted model, not a curated record.
AUGUGGGAAAAUAAAAAUUGGAGGAGAAGGUGUGACAGCAGGAACAGGAAGGUGGUCGAUUACUCCCAGUUUCAGGAAUCAGAUGAUGCUGAUGAUGAUUAUGGAAGAGAUUCGGGUCCCCCAUCCAAAAAAAUCCGUUCGUCUCCCCGCGAGGCCAAAAACAAGAGGAGAUCUGGCAAGAACUCUCAGGAGGACAGUGAGGAUUCAGAAGACAAAGAUGUGAAGACUAAGAAAGAUGAUUCACACUCAGCAGAUGAAGAUUUUGGCAGUGAAGACGACGACGUAGGAGCUGACGAUGGCAAAGCCGACAGCGACUAUGAGAGCUCUCAAAAAAGCAAAAAAGGAAAGAAAGCUAAACCAGACAAGAACAAGAGAGCAGCCUCCAAAUCCAGGAAAAGGCCUGCAGAGGACAGCGAGGAUGAGAAGGAAGAUCACAAAAACGUUCGUCAGCAGCGGCAGGCGGCGUCCAAAGCAGCCUCCAAGCAGCGGGAGAUGCUGAUGGAUGACGUGGGGAGUGAGGAGGAGGAGCAGGAGGAUGACGAGGCACAGUUCCAGGAGACAGAUUCAGGAAGUGAUGAAGACUUCCUCAUGGAAGAUGAUGAUGACAGUGACUAUGGCAGUUCAAAAAAGAAAAAUAAGAAAGUUUCCAAGAAAUCCAAGCCAGAGAGGAAAGAAAAGAAAAUGCCCAAGCCCAGGCUAAAGGCUACAGUGACCCCCAGCCCAGUGAAAGGCAAAGGGAAGGCAGGUCGCCCCACAGCUUCCAAGGCAACAAAAGAAAAGACCCCAUCCCCCAAAGAAGAGGAUGAAGAGCCUGAAAGUCCCCCAGAAAAGAAAAAAUCAGCCAGCCCUCCACCAGAAAAGUCAGGGGAUGAGGGAUCUGAAGAUGAAGCACCUUCUGGUGAAGAUUAAAAUGGCAGUUGAGGAAAAUCUUUGUUUAAAAAAAAAAAAGAGGAAAAAAAAAGAAAAAGGAAAAGAAAACAAUACUUAGGGGUAGAACACGGUUUUGGCUGUGGCUUGACUCAUGGGCUUUGAAUGCUGUCUUUACUUUCAGCUGUUUAAUACAGUGUAUUCUUUUUUAAUAAGAGGAAACCCUUCUACAGUGAUAUUUUGAAGUCAAUGUUCUCUGUUGGCCAUUCCGUUCUCCCUCCCCUGCCAAAUCUGAAAAGCCAUUUGAGACAAAUUAACAGACCAUUCAAUAUUUUACUUUUUUUCAAGGGAUACUGCAGUUGUGAAGCAAUAAGGUUUGAGACUGAUCUGUGGAAACCAUACUUACAAAUCCUUAAGUAGAAUAGAUUUUCCCAGUGCUGGUAAGAGCUGUUUAAAACUAUUAUUCUGUAUUUGGAAUACAUGGAAAAAAACUAAUGAACCUCUGCUUUAACAGACUUUGAGAUGAGUUCACUCUCAGCAGAAAUGUGGUUGAUCAAAUUCCAGUGGAGGAGGAUGGAACACAGGGAGGGAUCCUGUGAUUCUUGGAUUCAGGCACGUUUUUCAUGGAAAGCAAUCAAGAAACUCGGAGAUGCUCCAGUGUCUUUGAUUUAGAAAAGACCCUCCAGUCAGGAUGGGAGAUCUUUUGUCUCUGCUGGAUAGAAAACUCUUCUGCUGUAGGCAAAUUGCAGCCCAUGCCAGACAAAAUUCAGAUAUUCAACCUACAGCCUUGCCACAUCCAUUCACCCUUUUAUUCCUUCUGUAGAGGGACAAAACAGGGAAGAGAAAUUGCAGAAUCACUUUGAAAACUGCUUUCCACUGGGUAUCAUGGAAAACGUGUUUAUUAUAGUUUUUUCCAAGGAAAAAAAAAAAAAA